UAACAUAUUGCUACUUGCCUUCCACCUUCUCUGAGGAAAAGAGUAAAUAAGGAACAACACAGUCAUACAAGAGUCUUCAUUCUAGAAGUGAUCUAGGAAUUAUGCUGAAGAAGUUCUGCAACUCUACUUUUUGGAAUUCCUCAUUCCUGGAUAGCCCGGAGGCGGACCUGCCACUUUGUUUUGAGCAAACUGUUCUGGUGUGGAUUCCCUUGGGCUUCCUUUGGCUCCUGGCCCCUUGGCAGCUUCUCUAUGUGUAUAGAUCCAGGACCAAGAAAUCUUCUAUAACCAAACUCUACCUUGCUAAGCAGGUGCUUGUUGGGUUUCUUCUUAUUCUGGCAGCCAUAGAUCUGGCCCUUGCACUCACAGAAGACACUGGACAAGCCACAGUCCCUGCCAUUAGAUAUAUCAAUCCAAGCCUCUACCUGGGCACAUGGAUCCUGGUUUUGCUGAUCCAGCACAGCAGGCGAUGGUGUAUACAGAAGGACUCCUGGUUCCUGUCCCUAUUCUGGAUUCUCUCAAUACUCUGUGGCACUUUCCAGUUUCAGACUCUGAUCCGGACACUCUUAAGGGGCAGCAAUUCUAAUCUGGCCUACUCCUGCGUGUUCUUCAUCUGCUAUGCAUUCCAGAUCCUGAUCCUGAUCCUUUCAGCGUUUUCAGAAAAAAACGACUCAUCAAAACAUCCUUCAACCACAGCUUCAUUUCUGAGUAGCAUCACGUUUAGUUGGUAUGACAGCGUUGUUUUGAAAGGCUUCAAGAAACCUCUGACGCUCGAAGAUGUCUGGGAUAUUGACGAAGAGACUAAAACAAAGACACUAGUCAGCAGGUUUGAAAAGUACAUGGCAGGAGAGCUGCAGAAGGCCAGGCAGGCAUUCCAGAAACGGCAGCAGAAGAACACCCAGCGGAACCCUGGAGCCAGGCUGCAUGGUUUGGACAAGAACCAGAGUCAAAGCCAAGAUGUCCUUGUCCUGGAAGAAACUAAGAAGAAUAAAAAGAAGUCUGAGACCACAAAAGACUUUCCCAAGUCCUGGUUGGUGAAAGCCCUCUUCAAAACUUUCUACGUCAUCCUCCUGAAAUCGUUCCUGCUGAAGCUGGUGUACGACAUCCUCAUGUUUCUGAAUCCUCAGCUGCUGAAAUUGCUGAUCUCCUUUGCAAAUGACCGUGAUAUAUAUCUGUGGACUGGGUAUCUCUAUUCAAUCCUCUUCUUCGCCGUGGCCCUCAUCCAGUCUGUCUGCCUUCAGUAUUACUUUAAACUGUGCUUUAUGCUGGGCAUGAAAGUACGGACCACCAUCAUGGCUUCUGUAUAUAAGAAGGCGCUGACUCUAUCCAACCAGGCCAGGAAGCAGUACACCAUUGGAGAAACAGUGAACCUGAUGUCUGUGGACGCCCAGAAGCUCAUGGACGUGACCAGCUUCAUCCACCUGCUGUGGUCAAAUGUUCUACAGAUUUCCUUGUCCAUCUACUUCCUGUGGGCGGAGUUGGGACCCUCAGUCUUAGCAGGUGUUGGGGUGAUGGUGCUCCUAAUCCCAAUUAAUGGGGUAAUCGCCACCAAGAAUAGGGCUAUUCAGGUUAAAAAUAUGAAGUAUAAAGACAACCGUUUAAAGAUCAUGAAUGAGGUUCUCAGUGGGAUCAAGAUCCUGAAAUAUUUUGCCUGGGAACCUUCAUUCCAAAACCAAGUCCACGACCUUCGUAAGAAAGAGCUCAGGAACCUGCUGACAUUUGGGCAGUUGCAGUCUGUGAUGAUUUUUCUCUUAUACUUAACUCCGGUGCUGGUGUCUGUGAUCACAUUUUCCGUUUACGUCCUGGUGGAUAGCAAUAAUAUUCUGGAUGCAGAAAAGGCCUUCACCUCCAUCACCCUCUUCAAUAUCCUGCGCUUUCCCAUGAGCAUGCUUCCCAUGAUAGUCUCUGCCAUGCUCCAGGCCAGUGUUUCCGUAGAACGGCUAGAGAAAUAUUUGGGAGGGGAUGACUUGGACACAUCUGCCAUUCGACAUGACUGCAGUUUUGACAAAGCUGUGCAGUUUCUUGAGGCAUCCUUUACCUGGGACCCACGAUUUGGAAAGUCACAAUCCAAGACGUGAACCUAGACCAUUAUGCCAGGCCAACUGGUGGCUGUGGUGGGCACUGUGGGCUCUGGGAAAUCCUCCUUGAUGUCAGCCAUGCUGGGAGAAAUGGAAAAUGUCCACGGGCACAUCACGGGCACUGUAGCCUAUGUCCCGCAGCAGUCCUGGAUCCAGAAUGGCACCAUAAAGGACAACAUCCUUUUUGGGUCGGAGUUGGAUGAAAAGAAAUACCAGCAAGUUCUGGAGGCCUGUGCCCUCCUCCCCGACUUGGAAGUGCUGCCUGGGGGAGACCUGGCUGAGAUUGGAGAGAAGGGUAUAAAUCUCAGUGGGGGUCAGAAGCACCGGAUCAGCCUGGCCAGAGCUACCUAUCAAAAUUCAGACAUCUAUAUUCUGGAUGACCCCCUAUCAGCCGUGGAUGCUCAUGUGGGAAAACAUAUUUUUAAUAAGGUCUUGGGUCCCAAUGGCCUAUUGAAAGGCAAGACUCGACUCUUGGUGACACACAGCAUUCACUUUCUUCCCCAAGUGGAUGAGAUUGUGGUUUUGGGGAAUGGCACCAUCUUGGAGAAGGGAUCCUACAGCACUCUGUUGGCCAAGAAAGGAUUGUUUGCUAAGAAUCUGAAAACAUUCAUAAAACAGACGGGUCCUAAAGACGAGGCCACAGUCAAUGAGGACAGUGAAGAAGAUGACUAUGGGCUGAUGCCCAGUGUGGAGGAAAUCCCUGAAGAUGUGGCCUCCUUGUCCAUGAAAAGAGAGAACAGUUUUCAUCGAACAUUUAGUCGCAGUUCUAGGUCCAGUAGCAGGCGUCUGAAGUCCUUAAAAGACUUGAAAACUCGGAAUGUGAAUAUCCUGAAGGAGGAGGAAGAGCCAGUGAAAGGACAAAAACUAAUUAAGAAGGAAUUCAUACAAACUGGAAAGGUGAAGUUCUCCAUCUACCUGAAAUACCUACAAGCAAUAGGAUGGUGUUCGAUAUUCUUCAUUAUCUUUGGGUUUGUGCUCUAUUCCGUGUCUUUUAUCGGAUCGAACCUCUGGCUCAGUGCUUGGACCCGUGACUCUAAAACCUUCAAUAGCACCAACUAUCCAGCCUCUCAGAGGGACCUGAGAGUUGGCGUCUAUGGAGCUCUGGGAUUAGCACAAGGCAUAUUUGUGCUCAUAGCAAAUCUCUGGAGUGUCUAUGGUUCCGUCCAUGCAGCAAACAUUCUUCACAAGCAGCUGCUGAACAAUAUCCUUCGAGUACCCAUGAGUUUUUUUGACACAACACCCAUUGGCCGGAUAGUGAACAGGUUUGCUGGUGAUAUCUCCAUGGUGGAUGACACCCUCCCCACGUCUUUGCGCAGCUGGGUUUUGUGCUUCCUGGGCAUCACCAGCACCCUGGUCAUGAUCUGCCUGGCCACUCCAGUCUUCGUCGUCGUCAUCAUCCCUCUUGGCAUCAUUUACGUGUCUGUUCAGAUAUUUUAUGUGGCUACUUCCCGCCAGCUGAGACGACUGGACUCUGUCACCAGGUCCCCAAUCUACUCUCACUUUAGUGAGACUGUGUCAGGUUUGUCUGUUAUCCGCGCUUUUGAGCACCAGGAGCGAUUUCUAAAGCACAAUGAGAUGGCGACGGACACCAACCAGAAAUGUGUCUUUUCCUGGAUUACCUCCAACAGGUGGCUUGCAGUUCGUCUGGAGCUGAUUGGGAACCUGAUCGUCUUCUUUUCAUCCUUGAUGAUGGUUAUUUAUAGAGAUACCCUAAGUGGGGACACUGUGGGCUUUGUUCUGUCCAAUGCACUCAGUAUCACACAAACCCUGAACUGGCUAGUGAGGAUGACGUCAGAAAUAGAGACCAACAUUGUGGCUGUUGAGCGAAUAAAUGAGUACAUAAACGUGGAAAAUGAGGCACCAUGGGUGACUGAUAAGAGGCCUCCAGAAGGUUGGCCCAGCAAAGGGGAGAUCCGGUUUAGCAACUACCAAGUACGGUAUCGGCCUGAGCUGGAUCUGGUACUGAAAGGGAUCACUUGUGACAUUAAGAGCACGGAGAAGAUUGGCGUGGUGGGCAGGACAGGAGCUGGGAAAUCAUCCCUGACAAACAGCCUUUUCAGAAUCCUAGAGGCUGCAGGAGGCCAGAUCACCAUUGAUGGGGUAGAUAUUGCUUCCAUUGGGCUCCACGACCUCCGAGAGAAACUGACCAUCAUCCCCCAGGAUCCCAUCCUGUUCUCUGGGAGCCUGAGGAUGAAUCUAGACCCUUUCAACAACUACUCAGACGAGGCGAUUUGGAAGGCCUUGGAGCUUGCUCACCUCAAAUCUUUCGUGGAUGGCCUGCAAGCUGGGUUGUCCUACGAAGUGACAGAGGGCGGUGACAACCUGAGCAUAGGGCAAAGGCAGCUACUGUGCCUGGCCAGGGCUCUGCUUCAGAAAUCCAAGAUUCUGAUCAUGGACGAGGCCACUGCUGCGGUGGAUCUAGAGACAGAUCACCUCAUCCAGACAACCAUCCAGACUGAGUUCUCCCACUGCACGACCAUCACCAUUGCCCACAGGCUGCACACCAUCAUGGACAGUGACAAGGUAAUGGUCCUAGACAAUGGGAAGAUUGUAGAGUAUGGCAGCCCUGAAGAACUGCUGAAAAACACUGGCCCCUUUUAUUUUAUGGCCCAAGAAGCUGGCAUUGAAAAUACGAACUGCACAGCAUUCUGACAGCAAAUCUUACAGGUUAGAGAAGGACUACUAGGAUCAUUCCUUAUUUUUUGUGAAGCGUAUCAUACAUAUAAAAGUGUGUGUAAAAUGCAUGUUUUAAAUAAGGAUCAUAAGUGAACACCCACGUCCCUGCCAGCCAAGAUUUUUUUUAAUGAGUAUUACCAGCUACAUCAGAAAACCCCUUAUGAUCCACCUUGAUCGUACCUCCUUGCUACCCACACCCCACAAAAAGCACCACCAUCCUAAUUUUUGUGAUAAUUAUUGCUUUGCUUUUUGUUUUAGUUUUGCCACUUUCCUUAAACAACAUGUACCAUAUUUUUAGCUUCUGUGAAUGGCCUGACUCAUACUGCAUGUAUUCUUCUAUGACUUCUUUUGUUCAAUAUUAUAUUUGAGAUUCAUGCACGUCCAUGCGUGAGGCUGGUUCAUUCUCACUGCUCUGUAGUACAGCAGUGUGUGAAAACGCCAGUUUAUCCAAUUUAGGUUGGUCAGCAGUGGGGUUAUUUCCAGGCUUUGUUGUUUUUCCCUGUUAUGAACAGUACUGCUAUGAACAUUCUGGUACAUAACUCCUAAGAUACAUGUGUAAGAGUUUCUUUAGGCAUAACGUAAAGGAAUGGGAGGUGUGCAUAUGUUUAAAUGCAUACAGUAGGCAACGCCAAACUGUUAAUGCCAAUUUAAAACAUUUUUGUCAAUCUGAUGAGUAUGAAUUGGUGUCUCCUUGAGGUUUUUAAAUGUAUAGUUCCCUGGUUACCAUUGAGGUUUCCGUAUGCGGUGUCUGCUGGUUCUUGUUCACGGUGCUUUAUUUCCUUGGAUACCUUGUGAAUGUUUACCUUAAGUUGCUCAAUCUCCUUAGCAUUUUUUUAAAAACUGAAGUAUAGUUGAUUUGCAAUAUUGUGUUAGCAUUUUACCUGUGGACAUUCUUUGAGGCCUGAGUUGAAUCUGAGCUCUCUUAAGAGGAAUUGUGAAAGCUUCUGCCUGCCACCUGGGGGCAUUACCCAGAAACAAUUUGAAUUAAAUACUUCACUAAGGGGUUUCAAACCUUACAGUUAGUGGGACUUCAGGCCACAGUCCUGUGCGAGAGCCAGCUUGUGGUUUACAGAAUCUCAAGGGAGCUUCUUCCCCUUGAUCUAGCAGCAGGUUGGAGAUGGACACGUGGCCUUGUUGACUCCUUCCGCGUGGCGGGGUUUAUUCUUCACUCACUUGUAUACCACAGUACAGCCCUUUCGGGCUCGGGUUCGUCAGAGGGUCUCCUGUAGCUUCUCCAUCUUUGGCAAGCCUUGGCGUUCUCUCUUGCCUCAGUAUCCUCUGUUGUCCACAAAGGUCAAGGUCUCCAGGUUUCAGAAGUCACCCUAAGCCUUGACCCUUCUUCUCCUUCCAGGGUUUUUUGUGUCACAUUAUUUUGGGUUCAGCAUAUUCCUUACCUCCAUUUCAGUGAUGCAGUUAUGAAAGAUUUUUAUUUAUUCAUCACUGUAGCUAUUUGUUGAAUGAGAUGCUCAGAGACUUAAACUUCCUAAAUGAGGGGCUUAUACAGCUGCAAGGCAGGAUGAGGAAGGGACAAGUUUCCUCCUAUUUGCUCUAAUCCCAUCAGCAUCACUCUAGCAAUGUUGGUUUCCCCGCAGUGGCAGUUUUUCCAAUACUGACAAAACCAGUGUGGUCUUGCCAGCACCAGCGGAGCAGCGCCCCCUUCUGGGAAGUCUGGGUUUCAGUUUCAGUGACGCCAGCCUCUUCCCUUUUGUUCCCGCAGCCCUAACUGUGAUGUUUGCUUUUGCCCUUGCUAGCUGAUACUUGUUUUCCUUUGGCCCUUUCUUCAAUGCCUAUUUAAUGAUUCUUUAUAUUGCUCUAUUAAAAUAACCUGUGGUUUUUGUCUCCUGACUAACCGAAUAGAUACAACCUUGGAGAUAAUCCAGUUCAAGUCCCUUAUUUUUUAGAUAAGCACCAGACUGAGAAUGGUUAUAUGAUAUCCGGAGUCAAAACAUGAGUGUUCAUGGCAGAGCCAGGGCCAGAAACCAACUUCCUGAUUUGAUCUAAUGAUUUCUUCUUUUUCCUAUAAUGGGAGAGGGUUUUCGAUCUACCUUCUCCUGUGGAUGCAGAUGAAGAGAGGGGAAGCGUUAUCUUUUUCUCAGUAGUGAUGACUCAGACAUCCAGUGAAGGUGGAAGGAACCAGAACCAGCCUGGAUCCAAAACUUUGAUGACGACUCCUCCCCUCCAGAUCUUCUGUUGGCCCAGGACCCGGGUAACCCAAUCCACACUAUGGACCACUUACAACAUAAUCGCUUUUUCCUACUUUCCUUCUGAGGUCCUCUUCGCUGCUUAUCCUUGAAGCAUUAAGAUGUCCCUAUGUUUUUGUUCUUGACCCCCCAGUUCCUCUAUAUUUUCUCUGUAAUUGAUUUCAUACACUCUUGUGGUUUCAACUUCUACACAUACGAUUCUCAUUUCUAGCCUCUUCCUCUGCUCCAGUUUUGAGAUUCAUAUAUUC
Messenger RNA from Balaenoptera musculus (blue whale), 7200 nucleotides. RefSeq names its product ATP binding cassette subfamily C member 2 (gene ABCC2). The record is from RefSeq and is a predicted model, not a curated record. Gene Ontology annotation, biological process: transmembrane transport. The transcript is spliced from 32 exons. Gene Ontology annotation, cellular component: apical plasma membrane. Gene Ontology annotation, molecular function: ATP binding; ATP hydrolysis activity; ABC-type transporter activity. NCBI's taxonomy places the organism in Eukaryota, Metazoa, Chordata, Mammalia, Artiodactyla, Balaenopteridae.